This is a messenger RNA of Gallus gallus (chicken), 4681 nucleotides long. RefSeq names its product myotubularin related protein 2 (gene MTMR2). The coding region runs from base 1196 to 2911 and encodes 571 amino acids. Gene Ontology annotation, biological process: dephosphorylation. NCBI's taxonomy places the organism in Eukaryota, Metazoa, Chordata, Aves, Galliformes, Phasianidae. Gene Ontology annotation, molecular function: phosphatidylinositol-3,5-bisphosphate 3-phosphatase activity. The transcript has 16 exons. The record is from RefSeq and is a predicted model, not a curated record.
GCCACAGAGAGCUGCUGGAAAUGGGAGCCCUGAUGUGGGCGACAGCUGGAUUUCCCAGGCCAGAUCGGGCAGUACCAGCUAGGACAAAGUGAUAUUCAUGGGAAACAAACAUCGCUUUGUCUCCUGUUUGCUCUGAUGUGACCCAAAAGGUUCUUCAGUAUUUCUCUGAAAGAAGCAGGAGCGUUGGAAGUAUUGAAGAGAGAAAAUUGCCAGCUUGAAUUUGGGAAGUGCGCAGGGAGCGCUCGAUAACUCUGGAUAAUUAUGCUUUAUUCAAAGAGUGUCCAAGUACUACAGGUGCUCCUACUUAUGGUCGUGCUGUAAAUCUGAACGUUUUGGAUCCUGUUCUCUUGGCAUCCAAAGCUUCCAAAUGAAAUUGUAUUUGCCAGUAGUCAACAUUAAUUUGCAGUUUCCACUUUGAUUAAUUCUUGGGAAUGUACAUAAUGAGAAAGUUUUACAAAAACAGGAAGAGAGGAAAUGGAAAUUUGCACUCUGCAGUGCUUUUCUCAUUUAUGACCUUUACGGCUCAAACUGUAUUGCACAGUGGCGCGUUUUAUCACCUGUUUUCCAUGUCAUUUCAGUGACUAUUGAAACAAAAUAUACGGUUUGGUAGAGAAGAAAUUGUAUGAGCAGCUGAUGCCAAUUAGCAUCUGAGUAAUUGGCACACCUUUGCAAGCAAAGAAGCAGCUACUUAUAGCGGCAGGGAAGGAAUAUUCAUAAAGAAGGCGCUGGAGAGCUGACUCUAUCAUCUGUGACUGCAUUUCAGUUGUGUUACUUAUAGGAGUGAGCCAGCAAAUCACACUUUGUGUCACCAGAGAGGUAUGCUGGGAGGCUCUUCUUCGUUCUCCUGGGGCUGUGCUUACACCUGAAAGAGGAAAGUUCCGUGCGGUGGAAAGAGGUUUUUAUUCUGAAUUCAUUCCACCAUUGUAAAGCUGUGGUUGGAGUUGUGCUGGCGUGCAUUCAGGAUCCUGUCUGUUUUCAUCAAGUUGCAGCGUGCUAAUUUCUCCCAUCUGAAAGCCUGAAAUGGAGGCCCUUCGUUUCGUUGAUUUAGGAUUUGAUCAGUGCAUCCACUUCUCAGUCGGACCAUUCUGCUCAUACAAAAUCUGCCUCUCUUGUAUCAUCAGACUCGGUCUCCACCUCAGCAGACAACUUUUCUCCAGAUUUAAGGGUCCUACGAGAGACUAAUAAAUUGGCAGAAAUGGAAGAGCCACCUUUGCUGCCAGGAGAAACCAUCAAAGACAUGGCUAAAGAUGUUACUUACAUCUGCCCCUUCACUGGAGCCAUCAGAGGAACCCUUACUGUUACCAAUUAUAGACUGUACUUUAAAAGCAUGGAACGGGACCCUCCUUUUGUCCUAGAUGCAUCUUUAGGUGUUAUCAACAGAGUGGAGAAAAUAGGAGGUGCUUCCAGUCGUGGUGAGAAUUCCUAUGGGCUGGAGAUUGUAUGCAAGGACAUUAGAAACUUAAGAUUUGCUCAUAAGCCUGAAGGGAGGACUAGACGAUCCAUAUUUGAGAAUCUAAUGAAAUAUGCUUUCCCAGUUUCAAAUAAUCUUCCACUUUUUGCAUUUGAAUACAAAGAAGUUUUUCCAGAAAAUGGAUGGAAGGUGUAUGACCCUAUUUGGGAGUACAGAAGACAAGGAAUUCCCAAUGAAAGCUGGAGGCUGAGCAAGAUUAACGAGCGCUAUGAGCUGUGUGAUACAUACCCUGCCAUUCUAGCUGUGCCCGUAAACAUUCCUGAUGAAGAAUUAAAGAGAGUGGCAUCUUUCAGAUCAAGAGGACGAAUACCAGUGUUGUCAUGGAUUCACCCAGAAAGUCAAGCAACGAUUACUCGCUGUAGCCAGCCAAUGGUGGGAGUAAGUGGCAAACGAAGCAAGGAAGAUGAGAAGUACCUUCAAGCCAUCAUGGAUUCUAAUGCUCAGUCCCAUAAAAUCUUCAUAUUCGAUGCAAGGCCUAGCGUGAAUGCUGUAGCCAAUAAGGCUAAAGGAGGAGGCUAUGAGAGUGAGGAUGCCUAUCAGAAUGCAGAAUUAGUGUUCCUGGACAUCCACAACAUUCACGUCAUGAGAGAGUCACUGAGAAAACUCAAAGAAAUUGUGUAUCCCAAUAUUGAAGAGACUCACUGGCUGUCUAAUUUAGAAUCAACUCAUUGGCUAGAGCAUAUCAAGCUCAUUCUUGCUGGAGCCCUGCGGAUUGCUGACAAGGUGGAGUCAGGGAAGACGUCUGUGGUUGUGCACUGCAGUGAUGGCUGGGACCGGACAGCCCAGCUCACCUCUCUCUCUUUGCUGAUGUUAGAUGGCUACUACCGAACUAUCAGGGGCUUUGAAGUGCUAGUGGAGAAGGAGUGGCUGAGCUUCGGACACAGAUUUCAGCUGAGAGUUGGCCAUGGAGAUAAGAAUCACGCAGAUGCAGAUCGCUCUCCUGUCUUCCUCCAGUUCAUCGACUGCGUCUGGCAAAUGACAAGACAGUUUCCUACAGCAUUUGAGUUCAACGAGUACUUCCUGAUAACCAUCUUGGACCACCUGUACAGCUGUUUAUUUGGGACGUUCCUGUGCAGCAGUGAGCAGCAGAGAGUAAAGGAGAGCCUUCCAAAAAAGACCGUGUCACUUUGGUCUUACAUUAACAGCCAGCUGGAGGACUUCACUAACCCCUUGUACGUGAGCUACUCCAACCAUGUCCUGUACCCCGUGGCCAGCAUGCGGCACCUGGAGUUGUGGGUUGGCUACUACAUCCGCUGGAACCCCAGGAUGAAGCCGCAGGAGCCUGUCCACAACCGCUACAAGGAGCUCCUUGCCAAGCGGGCCGAGCUGCAGAAGAAAGUGGAGGAACUGCAGAGAGAAAUCACCAACCGCUCCACCUCGUCCUCAGAGAGAGCUGGCUCUCCCGCGCAGUGCGUCACUCCCGUACAGACAGUGGUAUGAUGGGACUGGUUUGCAGAGUACCUUCCCAGGACCACCAGGACUUCUUUCCUGGAACUCUCUGGAUUUCCUUUGCAGUGUCGGGGGGAUGCCAACCUAUUUAUUUAUUUCUCUCCAGGGUAAUUUAUUAGUACUGUAUCACUAACGGAAGCUUAAGCAAAAACAAACAUAGCCCCCUAUGCAAUUAACCUUCUCAGUGGCUGGAUUAUAACACAAGCCAAUUGCACUUGCCACCUAAGAGAAACCUAGAGCUCUUUCCUUGUUCACUUACAUGUUGGAAAUCACCUUGCUAUACAAAAGGGACUGGGUGCUAGACCAAAGUACUAUAUAGGAAAAACGUUGCCUCGGGAGUUUGAGAAGGCUCCCCUUUGCUAAAACAAGUAUAGAAUGUCACUGUGUGAAGUCAUGCAACUGCAGUAUUAACAUAUGCUUAGCAGCGUGAGAAUGUUUGCCAGCAAACCAAGGGAGGUAGCACUAGAAUCCAAAAUGUAUCACCGUUCUCACUUUUACUGGAUUUUGGGAAGCCAUGUAAAAUGAUGCCUUAUAUAAGAAGGGCAUCUUCUACCACUGCCACAUGGUGGUAGAGGAGCAACUUACAUGACUUAACUUUAUAGGACAAUGUUUACUUCCAUCUGUGCAACUUUAGAUUUUUGCUUAUGGUUUACAGUGAGUGUGCCAGGAUGUAAAUUAAGCACCUUUAUUUCUGAAGGAGGGAGCAGAGCAUGGCUCCCCCUGGGCUUCCUGCAGCUCUUCUGUUCUCCAGUGCCUCAUCCACAUCAGGAGAAAGGUAGUGGAAUGCCAAGGGAUGCAUGUAAACUGCUAGGAUCAGUCAUUUCAUUUUGCUUGGGUAAGCAUUACUUGUGAUUUUAAUGCUUCUGUGCAGGACCAUAGCAGUGUAUUUAAGGUAUUUCAGCUUUCUGCUCACUAAUGGAAGCAGCUGUAACAACCAAAGAAGCCUGUCUGCCUGCAUCACAACUGGUACUUAAUAUUCCAGUAGACUGAAAAGCAGAGUGGUUUCUGAGCCUGAGCUUUUAAGUCUUUUUUUUCCCCUCAUAGCAUACUUCAAGAAUUAGGGUCAUCUGACUAAACAUAAAUUCAAUUUUAAUACAAACUUUUAUUGUAGAUUUUAUUGUAGAAGUAGAUAAAUAUUCACUGAAACCAUGACUGCUGCAGUGCUUGUCAAACACAUAAGUAAGAGGCUGUAGGUGGCAGGGCUUCGAGUGAAGUUGUGUAUCUGCAAGGAGCUUUGCUCCAGGCUGCUUCUCAUCUCUGUACUGAGAUCAUGGCUUGGUCUGGGCUCCAGCAUUGUUUUUGUACAAUAGGAGCCAUACCGCGGGCACCUGCUUAAUAUACAUAUCAUGCUUUUUCUCUCAGCCUUUCUCCCAAGACAGAGAAAUACUUCUUUGAGAGGAUGUAAGAGUGGACUAAUUUACCCAAAUUCUUUCAGAAUCCUCCCAUUGGUUCAGAGGGAGGAAUCAUUUCCAGCUGCAAUCUAUUUGUAUGAUUAACAGGCUGUAGCUCAGUGCUGCAUUUGUUACAGGGAGCCUGAAAGUUCAUAUCUCACUAGUGCAAAGAAUCCACUCAAAAUAACUUUUGAAAGACUUAAAUUUGCUUUAAUGUUGAAGGGCAGAUUUACUCUGUUAAGUACAAUCAUUGUUUAAGAUGGGUCAUUGCGUUAUUCUGUAUUAGCAAACUGACCACGUGUGUAUAUUUUGUUUGGUUUUUUUGAAUUAAGGCUGGUUGGUUUAACACUAAUAAAAAAAGAUAAAUGGA